This is a messenger RNA of Penicillium chermesinum, 924 nucleotides long. It is a transcript of the gene mrsA, whose product is annotated as putative mitochondrial carrier protein. NCBI's taxonomy places the organism in Eukaryota, Fungi, Ascomycota, Eurotiomycetes, Eurotiales, Aspergillaceae. Bases 1 to 924 code for a protein of 307 amino acids. Gene Ontology annotation, biological process: iron import into the mitochondrion. Gene Ontology annotation, molecular function: ferrous iron transmembrane transporter activity. The record is from RefSeq and is a predicted model, not a curated record. Gene Ontology annotation, cellular component: mitochondrial membrane. The transcript is spliced from 8 exons.
AUGGCGACCUCCGACAAGACCCCGGAGCUGGAGUACGACUACGAGGCGCUUCCUUCGAACUAUGGCCUCGGCGCCAACAUGCUCGCAGGUGCCUUCGCCGGUAUUGCGGAGCACUCUGUGAUGUACCCCGUCGAUCUUCUCAAGACCCGCAUGCAAAUCCUGAACCCCUCCGCUGGCGGCUUGUACACCGGAUUGACCAACGCGGUCUCCACUAUCUCUCGAGUUGAGGGAGUCCGAACCCUGUGGAAGGGUGUCUCCAGCGUUAUCGUUGGCGCGGGCCCGGCCCACGCCGUUUAUUUCGGAACAUACGAGGUAGUCAAGGAACUUGCUGGGGGAAACAUCGAUGAUGGACACCACCCUAUUGCUGCCGCUCUGAGUGGUGCCUCGGCGACGAUUGCGAGUGAUGCUCUGAUGAACCCGUUUGAUGUGAUCAAGCAGCGUAUGCAAGUUCACGGCUCUAUCCACAAGACCAUCACCCAAUGUGCCAAGACCGUGUAUCGCACUGAGGGUCUCCAGGCCUUCUACGUCUCGUAUCCAACCACGCUUUGCAUGUCCGUUCCGUUCACUGCCACCCAGUUCGUUGCCUACGAGUCUAUUUCCAAGGUCAUGAACCCCAAGAACGGCUAUGACCCCUUCACUCAUUGCAUGGCUGGUGGUGCCGCCGGAGCUGUUGCGGCUGCGAUCACCACUCCUCUGGAUGUCAUCAAGACUGUCUUGCAAACCCGUGGUCUUGCCCAGAACGAGGAACUGCGCUCCGUUCGAGGUCUUUUCAAUGCUGCGGCACUUAUCAAGCGCAACUUUGGAUGGUCUGGUUUCCUGCGUGGCAUGCGCCCUCGCAUCAUUUCCACCAUGCCUAGCACCGCGAUUUGCUGGUCUUCCUAUGAGAUGGCCAAGGCCUAUUUCAAGAAGCAGCUCUCGGAGUAA